This is a messenger RNA of Perca flavescens (yellow perch), 2134 nucleotides long. RefSeq names its product angiotensin II receptor, type 1b (gene agtr1b). The record is from RefSeq and is a predicted model, not a curated record. Gene Ontology annotation, molecular function: C-C chemokine binding; C-C chemokine receptor activity; angiotensin type II receptor activity. The transcript has 2 exons. Bases 195 to 1283 code for a protein of 362 amino acids. Gene Ontology annotation, cellular component: membrane; external side of plasma membrane. Gene Ontology annotation, biological process: calcium-mediated signaling; positive regulation of cytosolic calcium ion concentration; immune response. Lineage: Eukaryota; Metazoa; Chordata; Actinopteri; Perciformes; Percidae.
CAGCCACUGGCACACUGCAGUGGUCUCUCGAUCUCUCUGUCUGUCCUGAUCUGAAAGCAUCAACAACCUCCUGAUUCCGCACCACAGGACUCGCUGAGGCCCUCGCCCAAGGCCUGUAUCAGUCACCACAGACGCACCCUGCCGACAAGGCCCCUGUUUAAAGGUCCCCAGGAUCUGGCACUUAAAGAAGGAAAAUGCAGAAUAUAACGGCAGGAGCGACAGAAGGGAUAGCUCUGACAUGCGGCAUGUCUGGAAGCCAUGAAUUCAUCUUCACCCUGGUACCCGUCGUCUACGGCUGUAUCUUUGUUGUAGGCAUUGUCGGAAACAGUAUGGUAGUGGCUGUCAUCUACUGCUACUUGAAGCUCAAGACGGUGGCCAACAUAUUUGUGCUCAACCUUGCUGUUUCUGACCUCACCUUCCUCAUCACUCUGCCCAUGUGGGCCACCUUCACCGCCACAGGCUACCACUGGCCUUUUGGAGGAUUCCUGUGCAAGGCCAGUGCAGGGCUGGUGAUUUUUAACCUCUACACCAGCAUCUUCUUCCUCACAGCACUCAGCAUUGACCGCUAUCUUGCUAUCGUCCACCCAAUGCGAUCACGCAGGUUACGCACUGUCCUGUACGCCCGUAUCUCAUGUGUAGUGGUCUGGCUUUUUGCCUUUGUGCUUAGUGUGCCCACAGCACUGACCAGGGACGUCCUCAACAUCACAAACUACACUACAGUGUGUGCCAUUCUGUACCCUGCCACUGAAAAUGUUGUGAGGGUGAAAGAGCUCCUGCUGGCCAUCAGCCUGCUGAAAAGCCUGCUGGGCUUCCUGGUGCCCUUUGUGAUCAUCAUCACAUGUUACUGCCUCAUCGGACGGGCGCUGGUGGGGGCGAGGCACAUCCAGAAAAGUUCCCGUUCACGUGAUGACGAGGUACUGCGCAUGCUUGCAGCAGCUGUCCUAGCCUUCUUCCUGUGCUGGGUGCCCCAUCAGGUGUUCCACUUAAUGCAAGUGCUCACCCAGCUGACAUCGGGGGAGAACUGUGCCAUCCUGGAAAUCAUAGACACGGCCAUGCCCUUCACUAUCUGCAUUGCCUACUUCAACAGCUGCGUUAACCCUAUUGUGUACGGAUUUGUUGGGCAUAACUUUCGCAAGAACUUACUGCGUCUGUUGCGCUGCUUGCCAACUGAAACUAGAGGGCCUCACCCAAGCAUUAGCUCCAAGAUGAGCGCCCUCUCUUUUCGUGCCUCUGAGGCAUUGAGCCUCACAGUCAAAAGCAAGGCUUCCUCUGACGACAAGUGAAGAAGAAAAAAGAGAGACAAUACGUUCACUCUUCCCGCUCUUUUGGUCUGUGGUUAAGGGGCCAGGGAUGGAGAAAUUCCAUGCUUUUAAAGCCCCAACUGUAUUACCAAGCACUGAACCAUGCAGAACAGUUAACAUGUUGUAUUCAUGUCCCUCUGUGAGUCCAAGAGACAUUCAUUACAUUGUACAGUGGUUAUCUGAAGAAUGAUUAUUCAUAAACCAUCACAGGUCACACAGCACUCAUGCUUGUCACAUUUAUGCAGGGAGAUGUUUCUCUCGAAGCAUGUGAAAUGAAUCUCACUGGCAUCAGUGAAGUAAAGAAAAGUAAAGAAAAAAAAAUCCAGGAAUUGACUACUGUAUAUCAAAGCUAAAAAAGACUAUACAUAAUUACAGAUUGCUUAUGCCAUUAUUUAUAUAAGAUAUGCAUGUACUGCAGGAUUUUGUCAUUGUGCCUUAAGGAUACAGUGCAGUGAUGUCCAUUCUGUGUGCUCAGUAGGUCUUUCACCAGUUGGAACAAUGAUCAAGUGCUCAGCAAAGAUGCCAAAGCUAAAAAAGAAAAGAAAAUCAUUAGCACCUGUGCAUGCUCUGCCAGCAGCUGUCUACAGUACAUACAACAUUGGAAAAGUGUAACAACAAAUGUGAUUCAAGUUUAUAUCAGUUCAUAACAUGCAGUAUGUGACUAUGCUAACUAGUGCCUGUAUGCUAUAUGUGGUUAAGUGUUUGCAUAAUGAGUUUGAAAUGCUGAAAUCUGGUGGUCUGUGUGGUAUUUAAACAUGUUGAGAUAUUUUUUUUCCUACUCUGUAAAUGUACAGUUUGUGAAUAUAUGAAAUUAUAAAUAAAAUUAAAAUUCC